UCCGUGUAGAUGAAUGUGCAGAUGGAAGUAACAACUGCAGCCCCCAAGCCACCUGCUCGGACACACCCGAAAGCUUCACAUGCACUUGUAAUCCUGGGUACAUUGGCAACGGUGUCACCUGUACGGCUUGCUCCGCUCUCUACCCUGGACUCAACCCUUCCCACAACUUCGGCGUGUAUCAGAACCAGUGCUUCUGGUCCGGGUCCUUCCGCACUCCUCGGCUGAACUACAUGGCGGCCAAACAAGCCUGCCAGGAUGAGGGCGGCACUCUGGCCAUGAUUAAGGACGAAGCAACCCAAACCUUCCUGCGUGCCCAUCUGAGGAGCACUAGCGGCCAUAGACAGAGGUAAUUACAUUAUGGAACACACAAACUAGCAUAAAGAUGCACACUGAUGGCACCUGGUAUACCUGCAGGUUUUUCAUUGAUGUUAUAAUCAUAACGUAUAAUUUGAAUCCCCCGACCACCGUACUGGCGGGUAAUUGGAUCAAACAGUGGCACCUUCAUGUGGUUUACAGGCGUACGCUGUUAUCCAAGGUGGCGCAGAUGACGUCAAAUGAAAGCCUAGUAGUGUAUAAUCAUCUGUUUUCCCCUCACUUCUUCAAUUUGGUGAAGUGAAAAUUUGGGCAAAUAAAUGCACAGCUCCACUUACUACUGAGCUGCACAAUCAUACAUUUAAAUUAAAGGCAGACAAAAACACCCACAUGAAACAAUACACACAAGCAAACACACUCACUCAUAAACAGUCAUACAUAGGCACAGGCACACACAC
This is a messenger RNA of Branchiostoma floridae (Florida lancelet), 770 nucleotides long. Its product is annotated as versican core protein-like. Lineage: Eukaryota; Metazoa; Chordata; Leptocardii; Amphioxiformes; Branchiostomatidae. Gene Ontology annotation, molecular function: calcium ion binding. The record is from RefSeq and is a predicted model, not a curated record.